AUGGAUCAAGAUCAGAACCCAACAUCCGGCGAUGGAGAUAACUCCCCAUCAGACCAUGAGAUGUACGUCAAGGUCGAAAAACCUACACCGGAAUCGAGAGACCGUUCGUCGACGCCGGAAGACUGCGCCAUCGAAGACUCUGACGAAGAUGACGAAGAAAUGGUUGAAAUCCAACGAAGCAUGACCCAGAGCCGAAUGAUGAAACAGAAAUCGCCUGAAGAGCUUCGAAAAAAAGUCAUUCCGUUCCAUUGGGCCCCAAUGCUUUCUCCCCUUACGUCUGCCGAUGUAGACGCCUGCGAAACCCUUGAGCGUGCUGCGCUGCGAGGUCAGCGCCAAAUCUCCAGCAAGGAGCAGAUUGAGUAUCGCCUCAGAAAAUGUGGAAGUAUUUGCGUCGGCUUAUUCAACACCUACCGGCCCAGCGACGCGAAAGACUGGUGGAUUCAGACAAUGCGUCAUGCGAGGCCAGUCGAAACUGGUAGGCAGGACGGAUCCAAACGGGUCAUGUUUGCUCAUAUUAUUGCCACAUUGGGCAAACAUCCAGUUGUGACGGAUGAUGACAUACAAUUCCCUCCCAAUUGGCGAGACCCGUCUGUCUCCCGUAGUUCAACUCUGGGCCACCAAACAGCGGGCAGAACCAUAUGCCUCCACUCCUUCUCAGUAUGCCCCGAAGUUCAAGGAAUUGGCAUAGGUAAGACCGCCAUGAAAGCUUAUCUCCAGAUGAUGAACGAGUCUGCAGUGGCAGACCGUAUUGCCCUGGUUUGUAAAGAGUCCCUCAUCGGCUUCUUUGCUCGUGUUGGUUUCAAGAUAUCUGGGCAGAGCCAAACGACAGUUGCAGGCUCAGGGCUACACAACAUGAUAUUCGAACUCCCGGGUCCCAAAGCGCAGUUUCGUUUAGACAUGGGUUCCCGCCGCGAUGACGAGUAG
Messenger RNA from Pochonia chlamydosporia 170, 924 nucleotides. RefSeq names its product GCN5-related N-acetyltransferase (GNAT) domain-containing protein. Gene Ontology annotation, molecular function: aralkylamine N-acetyltransferase activity. The coding region runs from base 1 to 924 and encodes 307 amino acids. Lineage: Eukaryota; Fungi; Ascomycota; Sordariomycetes; Hypocreales; Clavicipitaceae. The transcript has 4 exons. The record is from RefSeq and is a predicted model, not a curated record. Gene Ontology annotation, cellular component: cytoplasm.